UACAGGAAUGGCAGCCAACAUUUUGGUGGUAUCUUGCCUCAUUCUUGGUUCCUUUGCCCACCAACCACAGCAGUUUCCUGGUUCUAAUCAACAGCAACCACAACAGGGUGGCCAAGCGGAACAAGCUCAACAUGCUCAGCCUGGGCAACAGCAGUUUGGUGGAGAACAGGCCAGAGAUGAACACCACAUAAAAGAACAUUUGGACGGAAAAGUGGACCCAACUGCUAACAUGACGCCAGAACAACUUCAAUUCCAUUAUUUCAAUAUGCACGAUUUAGAUAAAAAUGGGAAACUGGAUGGAGUCGAGUUGAUUAAGGCAAUAACGCAUUUCCAUGCCGAGAAUCCAGGACCACAGCAUACACAAAAUAAUGCCAAUGCCAAUCAUCAGCCACCACCACUCCCAAGUGAAGUUGAAUUGGAGACGAUGAUUGAUAGUAUUUUAAAGGACGACGAUUUCAAUGCUGAUGGCUUCAUCGACUACGGAGAGUUCCUCAAAGCACAAAAGCUUCGAGAAGAUCAAGCAAGAUCUCACCAGGAACAAAUGCAGAAAGCUGGUGGCACACAAUAAUCGAGAAUUCUGAUUAGGACAACGAUCUAAUUAAUAGCCAUAAUUUCCAAUUCCUCGUUUCCAAAGUUUUCAAUGUUUUAUUAACAUUCUACGUCUUUUGAUGGGUUAUAUCGACUGCUGUAACAAAUCAUUUUAUCAUACUAUCCUCGUCACUUUUAACACUUUAACUGGUACAUAAUAGUCAGACACCCUCCCCAUUUCCCAGUCCUACAACUUUAGUUAUUUUUCCAAUUUUGCAUUUUCCCCAUCAUUUCUCAAGUUGUGAUGAUUUUUCGAAACCCAUUUGUAAAAAGCAUAAUUUAUUGGUUUAUCUUAUAGUUAGUUGAGAUCGAAUAAAAACAAAUGAAAAUUUGUAUUUAGCACCUGUAACAAUAAAAUUCAUGUUUGCUUU
Messenger RNA from Caenorhabditis elegans, 959 nucleotides. RefSeq names its product EF-hand domain-containing protein (gene F55A11.1). The record is from RefSeq and is marked reviewed. The transcript is spliced from 4 exons. Lineage: Eukaryota; Metazoa; Nematoda; Chromadorea; Rhabditida; Rhabditidae. Bases 8 to 568 code for a protein of 186 amino acids. Gene Ontology annotation, molecular function: calcium ion binding.